CUCGGGUAUCCUCGGUAUAAAAAGAAGCGUGAAGGGUCGUGAGUCUCCAGACACACUUGAAUCUUCAAAUUAACAAGUGUGUGAUUAAAUUGUCAGGAAUAAAAUUCUUUAGUAAAUAAAAUAAUAAAUUAAAUAAAAUAAAAUUGACGGGGAAAAAAAAUCUUGAUAUAUUACGUGUUAUUAAUAACAAACUAUAAUUAUAAUUAUAAAUAGUGCGCGUAAUUUUUGAGUAAAUAAAUAAUUGUUUAAGCUUGCAAUGCCGAGGCGCGAAGUUUUCAUUCUUAUCUUCGUAUUUUUUAAGAUUACGCUCAGCUAUGCGAGUAUUAUUUUGCAUGAGCGUCAUGCACCUGCUGGCAAGAUACCUCCGGAGUCAAUAACUAAUUACAUCUUCAAAGGAAUAGGAAAAAUUGUACUACCGUCUAUAAUUAUCUCAGACUGCAUAUUUGUGACAUCAGAGCCUGGAAAAUUUACCUACGAAUCGCAAAGUGACGAACCUACAGUCUGCGGAGUUUAUUUGAUAACUGAUCCAGAUAAACGAAUAGAAGUUAAUUUUCUAUCCUUUGACGUUCCUUGUGAGCAAGACGGCCUUGUAUCGUUUGUUGACGGCUGGGAGUUAAAUGGAGAAUUUUUCCCGCCCGAGAAUGACCACGAGUUGCCGUUCGAGAAAAGAGUCACUGAGUUCUGCGGAUCGAGAGUUAGCCACACGUUUUUGAGUUCUCAGAACAGCGCUCUGGUGCAGUAUAGAGUUCCAUUCAAGGGCAAGGGCUUCACUAUGUUUGUUCGCUACCGGAAAAACCCAUUUCCGUGUAACAUCCUAGUAAACAGCACAAUGGACACCUUUACCCUACGGAACUUUGGAGAGCGAAAAAAUUGCUCUCUAGCUACAAUCUACCCUUCCGCAGUCCAGAUCGUGGCGCUGAACGUCGGAAUGAAGAAACUAGAGGGCCCCAGCUACCUCCGGCAACUCGACCCAGGAAUAAUCCACCACUGCGACAAGCACCGAUUGAUGGACCAGGUUCUAAUUGGCGGAUCCAAUGGCCUUGAUACUUCCAAAUUCGAGCUUCUAGAGUCCGUCUGCGGAUUCACUUCCAAGCCUGAGCGGAGCUUCAAGCUUAUUGGCUGCGGAGUUACCGCGAUCAGGCUGACCUCUAGCGGAAUUUUCGACAACUCAGUCAGCGUUUUUGUACGUCCGGCAAUUGAUGAGGAAAUUAUGAAUUCUAAUUUAGUAUGCGGACUCUAAUUGGAUUAUUAGAUGAUUUUAGAUAAAUUAUUAUUGUGUAAUAGAUAAUUUAUUUAUUUAAAUAUGAAUCUCUGUGUAAUUUUUAUUUAUUUUU
This is a messenger RNA of Cotesia glomerata, 1334 nucleotides long. RefSeq names its product corticotropin-releasing factor-binding protein (gene crh-BP). The record is from RefSeq and is a predicted model, not a curated record. The transcript has 5 exons. Gene Ontology annotation, biological process: negative regulation of corticotropin secretion; negative regulation of corticotropin-releasing hormone receptor activity; hormone-mediated signaling pathway. Bases 257 to 1240 code for a protein of 327 amino acids. Gene Ontology annotation, molecular function: corticotropin-releasing hormone binding. Lineage: Eukaryota; Metazoa; Arthropoda; Insecta; Hymenoptera; Braconidae.